Messenger RNA from Onthophagus taurus, 1374 nucleotides. It is a transcript of the gene Bcs1, whose product is annotated as mitochondrial chaperone BCS1. Gene Ontology annotation, molecular function: ATP binding; ATP hydrolysis activity. The record is from RefSeq and is a predicted model, not a curated record. Lineage: Eukaryota; Metazoa; Arthropoda; Insecta; Coleoptera; Scarabaeidae.
UAACCUAUAAAACUCAUCUCAAAGGUUCCAAUAAUAAUAUUCUAAGUAGUUUAACAAAGCGAUGACUUUUAUUGAUUAUAUAUCCGACUUAUCGUCGAAUCCGUAUUUUGGUGCUGGGUUUGGACUUUUUGGAUUAGGAGCUGGAGCGGCGAUUCUUCGAAAAGGUUUACAAACAUCUCUUAUACUAUUUCGAAGACAUUACAUGAUCACAUUGGAAGUACCGUGUAGAGAUAAAUCCUACCAAUGGUUACUACAAUGGAUGACUCUUAAGGGGGCGAAACAGACGCAGCAUUUAAGUGUAGAAACUAGCUUUGAACAAAAAGAUACGGGUUAUGUUAAAACCAAGUACGAUUUCAUUCCAAGUGUGGGGACGCAUUUUUUUAGUUAUGGAGGAACAUGGAUAAGAGUAGAACGUACAAGAGAACAACACACUUUAGAUCUCCACAUGGGUGUCCCAUGGGAAACUGUAACAUUAACAGCUUUUGGUCGUAACAAAGCGAUUUAUUUCAACAUAUUGGAAGAAGCCAGACAGAUGGCGCUUAAAAAACACGAAGGAAAAACGGUGAUGUACACCGCGAUGGGGAGUGAAUGGAGAUUGUUUGGACAUCCAAGAAAAAGAAGACCCAUAUCUUCAGUCGUUUUAGAUAAUGGGGUUAGUGAUAGAAUUCUUCAAGAUUGUAAAGAGUUUAUAAAUAACCCCGGGUGGUAUACUGAAAGAGGGAUUCCUUAUAGGAGGGGAUAUUUGUUACAUGGUCCACCAGGAUGCGGAAAAUCUUCGUAUAUCACAGCUUUGGCGGGAGAAUUAGAAUUUGGAAUUUGCGUAUUAAAUCUUUCAGAGCGGGGUUUAAGCGAUGAUCGAUUAAAUCAUUUAUUAAGCGUGGCCCCCGUUCAAAGUAUCAUUUUAUUGGAAGAUAUCGACGCGGCUUUUGUAUCGAGAGAAGAUACUGUUCAACAAAAAGCUGCUUAUGAAGGAUUAAAUCGAGUUACUUUUAGUGGAUUAUUAAAUUGUUUGGAUGGUGUUGCAAGUACUGAGGCGAGAAUUGUUUUUAUGACGACGAAUUAUUUAGAAAGACUUGAUCCGGCUUUAAUUCGUCCUGGUAGAGUCGAUUUAAAAGAAUAUAUAGGUUGGUGUUCCCCUCAUCAAUUAGAAAUCAUGUAUUUAAGAUUUUAUAAAGGAGAAACAGCCGGAGAAGAAGCAAAAGAAUUUGCGGAAAAGGUAUCAAAGUUUAACAAAAACGUAAGCCCAGCCCAAAUUCAAGGUUACUUCAUGUUUUAUAAACAAGCCAGUACUAAAGAUAUAUUAGGAAAUGUUAAACUUAUUUGGGAAUUGUAAUAAUUUAUUUAAUUCAUAAAAAAAUUGUUAUUUCUUCUUUU